CACAUGUUUAGUCUUGAGUGAGAGUGAGGCGGGUUGCCUAUUAGAGCUUCCUUUUCAACAGAUUGCCUUAUUUUUUAGGGUUUUGUUAAAAUAAAUAUAGAAAAAUAAUAAGUUUUAAGAAAAAAAGUAAUCAUGGCAAAGUUUGAUUUGACACCCAAAAUGGGUCAGUAUUUAGACCGACAUUUGGUUUUCCCGUUAUUGGAGUUUCUGUCUGCUAAAGGAAUUUACAAUGAAACCGAACUCUUAAAAGCUAAAUUAGAUAUUUUGAGUAAAACUAAUAUGAUAGAUUAUGCUAUCGAUAUUAGAAAGCAGCUGUAUCCUGAUGAUGAGAUACCCGAUGAUUUAAAGCAAAGACGUAGCCAUGUUGUCUCUCAACUUCAGGAGCUGCAACAAGAGGUUGAACCUAUAUUGACUGUUAUAACUGACGAAGAAGUAAUGAAAAACAUGGAAAGCAUGAGAGAUUCUAAAACAUUGAUUAACUUUUUGUCUAAGGAUUAUAAGUUUGAAAUUGAAAUGAUAGAUAGCCUGCACAAGCUAGCCAAAUAUAGAUAUGAAUGUGGUAAUUACUCUGUAUCUACCUCAUACUUGUACUUCUGCUUAUUGGUAUUGCCUCCAAAUGAUAAAAACUACCUCAGUGUUCUAUGGGGAAAGUUUGCAUCAGAAAUUCUAUAUCAAAACUGGGAUUCUGCCUUAGAAGACUUAAACAAACUACGAGAAUAUAUUGAUUCAAACCCUAAUCAAUUUUCUGGCAAUAGCUUACAAUUAUUACAGCAAAGAACAUGGCUGAUUCAUUGGUCACUUUUUGUGUUUUUCAAUCAUGCCUUGGGACGAGAACUAAUCAUCGAAUUGUUCCUCUAUAGACCCCACUAUCUUAAUGCCAUCCAGACCAUGUGCCCUCACAUAUUGAGAUAUUUGGCAACAGCUGUAAUUAUUAACAGGGGUAGGAGAUCAGCCCUUAAGGAUUUGGUUAAAGUUAUACAACAAGAAAGUUACACAUACAGAGACCCUAUAACAGAAUUCCUAGAACACCUUUACGUCAAUUUCGAUUUCGACGGCGCCCGCCAGAAACUUCACGAAUGCCAAACGGUAUUGCUCAAUGACUUCUUCCUCAUAUCCUGCUUGGAUGAGUUCGUUGAAAACGCUCGGCUCAUGAUUUUCGAAACGUUCUGCAGAAUCCAUCAAUGCAUCAGCAUCGGCAUGUUAGCAGAAAAGUUGAACAUGAAUCCCGACGAAGCGGAGUGUUGGAUCGUGAAUUUGAUUAGGAACGCCAGAUUGGAUGCCAAAAUCGAUUCUAAGUUGGGGCAUGUCGUGAUGGGAGCUCAGCCUCUUUCACCAUAUCAACAACUCAUUGAAAAAAUUGAUUCUCUUUCAGUAAGAUCGGAGACGCUGUGCGGGCUUAUUGACCGAAAAUUGAGAGCUAGAACUGAUAUUCGGUGGGGAAAUCAAGAUUUUUAAAUCGCCAAUAAUUAUUUUCUAUUUACUGUAAUUUAUAAUAAAACAAUAAAACCUACAGUAGGGAUUAUAUUUUUUAUUAUUAAUAAACUACAGUUAUGUUUCAAA
Messenger RNA from Psylliodes chrysocephalus, 1560 nucleotides. Lineage: Eukaryota; Metazoa; Arthropoda; Insecta; Coleoptera; Chrysomelidae. The record is from the annotation of a GenBank genome assembly.